Messenger RNA from Gigantopelta aegis, 4810 nucleotides. RefSeq lists its product as uncharacterized. Bases 94 to 2031 code for a protein of 645 amino acids. The record is from RefSeq and is a predicted model, not a curated record. NCBI's taxonomy places the organism in Eukaryota, Metazoa, Mollusca, Gastropoda, Neomphalida, Peltospiridae. The transcript is spliced from 2 exons.
GUCAAGAUGGUGGAUAUUCCUUAUCGAUGAAAAAUCGAAACUGUAACGAAGCAAUCACCGGUGUUGGCAAACAUUACUAACACUAGUAACACAAUGGCGACCAAACCAUUGGAACUUGGACUUGAUGGUGAUGCAGAAACCAUGACACCUGAAGAUGAAAGGCGAAGGCGUACAUUGCAGACCACCUGUCAGGCUUUGAAGUCCUACUUCACUUCACUAGAGAGUCAGAUGACAUUGGACAUUGAACGAUUUCAGCAUAUGAUUGACAUCAGUGCAGUGGAGACAUCCACCGAGAUAGACUUGCAAGCAAACAAACUGAUAUCAGACUUCACAAAAGCAGUCCGUAUAGAUAUGUUGAACAAGAAGUCUGAAUUGGAACGAUGUCGAAAAUCUACCAACAAUGAAAUACGUCGGUCAUUUUCCGAGGUCAAAUCACUAGUAGAUAAAGGAACAUCCAGUGCGGGGCAUGCAGAAGAAAGAUUUCAGUGUGGGUCACUUGAAGAUAUCGAAGAGAGUGUUAAAAAAGUUACCCAAGUUAAGAAAACCUUAACAGAAUAUUUGGCCUCAACUUCUUUUGAGGUGCCUAACAUGAAGUUCACUUUAAUUCAGUCCAAGAAGGCAAAUGGAAAAACAUUUUAUCCAUCCGUUGGAAGAAUAUCAGUACCAGAUGUGAAGGCACUUUGUCACAAACAAACAACUCCAUUAGAUGUAUCAGGAUUACAAACAGCUCCACCAGAUAAAGCCGAAAGUGCUAUGACACACACUGGUAAAAAGAGAGCAUCAUUAGAAACAUCCAAACCAUAUUCAGAAAUGAAUUUGAGAACUGAGAAGUUUGAUAAAAGGAAAACAUCAUUAGAGACAUCAAAACGAAAUGCUGAUAGACAAAGAACACCGGAGGUACAGACGUCAAAUUCGAUUCCAUAUCGAGAAAACAGUUCGACAAAUGGGAAAUCUAACAGACGGAGAUUGCCGUUAGACGUUACAACAUCUGUACCAGAUUCAGACACAACUUCUUCAAACCAGAAAUUUGAUAGAAGGAGAACACCGUCAGAGACAUCAGAAUCAGAUUUGGCUUUGAGAAAAGAUCAUAAAACUAAAUACAGAACAUCAAAAUCUGCAUCGGAUAAAGUGGUAAAUACUCAAACAAGCAAGAAAUACAGUAAACAGCGAAUUCCAUUUGAUACAUCAAAAUGUGAAGAAGAUGAAGAUGAACCAGUAUUGCCUUUGACGAACAGGAAGUUGAGUAAAUUACGACUUGAAACUUCUUUUAAUGUAAAAACACAAUCUGACAUGCACGAUAGUAGACUGAUGUCCAUCUUGGUUCUUAAAAAUAAGGGGCUAGUCAAAAUCGUUGUCACUGAUUGCAGCAACCAGUGUUUGAAGUUAUUUUGCAGCACAUCUACAACUCUUCUAAGCGUUUGCAGUGUCACCGGUCAGCCGUGUGGUCUAGCUAGGUCACGUGAUCGAGUUCUAGUCACUCUGCCCUUUAAACGACAGAUCUUGUUUGUGAACGUACAGGAUGAGAUGAGAGUGACAGAGAGCCUGAACACUGAUAAACAGUACUACUACAUAGCUGUUCUGCCUGACAACACUUUGGCCCUCACUACAGAUCUGACCGAAGAUGGGUGUGUUGACAUACUGAGCCCGAGAGGUCACUUUGUGCGGUCCAUCUCAAAUAACAUAAUCCCCUACCCGAGAAGUCUGACCGCUAAAGGCGACUCUCUCGUCGUGGUGUCGGACUCUCGCGCGACCUUGACCUGUGUGACACCAUCAAGAAUUGUUUUGUGGAUGGCGGAGGACUCUGCCAUGCUGAAAGAUUUGGCGAAUAUCACUGCCGACGUGUUUGAGUUUGUCUAUGUCUGUGAUAAGGCGAGAGGUGCUAUUGUCCAGCUGACUCCAGACGGCGAGGUCGUGCGUGAUAUCAUCACGCGCAACGAUGGGCUGUCGGGCCCUGAGGCCAUCAGCUGUUUUCACGAUAAACUGUAUGUGGCAGAGAGAUUCGGGGAAAUUAAAAUCUUUCAGUGGACCUAAUUUUAACUGAAAUCAACUACGCUGAAAACAGAGCUUGCUUGUUAAUGAGAGUCUAACAUUAUACAAAAUAACUAGAAUCAUGGACAUAAUUUAAAAAUAAAGUACAAGUCGGUUAUAGACAGGAGUUACCUGUUCAUGACAAGAAAAUCCAAUUCUUAUAAUAUAAACACACAAAUUAUGGUCAUAAUGUUAACAGAAAAGCUGUGCUUAUUCUAGCAAAAAUAUAUAUUAUCUAAAAAAAGAUAAUGAUAUAAACAAUGUAAUACUUUUAAUUAACAAACAAUACAUAUAUACUGAGAUGCAUAAAUAACACAAUGGGUAUUUCACUGAAUAAUCUCCUAUAGAAAUGUCAAAUCAUAUAUACUGAGAUGCAUAAAUAACGCAAUGGGUAUUUCACUGAAUAAUCUCCUAUAGAAAUGUCAAAUCAUAUAUACUGAGAUGCAUAAAUAACAAUGGGUAUUUCACUGAAUAAUCUCCUAUAGAAAUGUCAAAUCAUAUACUGAGAUGCAUAAAUAACACAAUGGGUAGUUCACUGAAUAUCCUAUAGAAAUGUCAAAUCAUAUAUACUGAGAUGCAUAAAUAACACAAUGGGUAUUUCACUGAAUAAUCUAUAGAAAUGUCAAAUCAUAUACUGAGAUGCAUAAAUAACACAAUGGGUAGUUCACUGAAUAUCCUAUAGAAAUGUCAAAUCAUAUAUACUGAGAUGCAUAAAUAACACAAUGGGUAUUUCACUGAAUAAUCUCCUAUAGAAAUGUCAAAUCAUAUACUGAGAUGCAUAAAUAACACAAUGGGUAGUUCACUGAAUAUCCUAUAGAAAUGUCAAAUCAUAUAUACUGAGAUGCAUAAAUAACACAAUGGGUAUUUCACUGAAUAAUCUCCUAUAGAAAGCAUGUGGACAAAUGAAAUUGGUAACAACUAAGUGAAAGAGGAUUUUGUUCAAAUCAGAAUUUAAAAAAAAUAAAAUUACUUUUCAGCUAAAAGCAUAACUUGGGUGUUUAUUGCAACAACAGCAGCAUUGCAUAUGAAACUAUUUUUGCAUGUGUGUUGCCUUCUCUUAUCUCCCAAUAAAAGCAACUAUUUUAAAAAAUGCUGUUUUACUGCUAAAAAAAAAACCCCACUCCAAGUUGUGUUUUUUGUUUGAAAACACAUUUUAUUCAAGUUUACCAUACCAGAGCAAGGUAGGAAUUUAUUAACAAAUAGGAGCUUCAUUGUUUGAAACAGUUUUAAGUUAAUUAGGAAAAUAUUUGUAAUUAUGUAAUAUACUGUAAAUGAAAUUAGGUAUUACAAAAUAUUAUGGAAUUUAGUGUUGAUUAAUGCUCCCUACCUACUUGUUUAAAAACUGUAGCACAAUCUGUGGACUGACUUAUGUUUUCACUGUUCAGUAUAUGACAAGCCAUCAUUGUUUCUCUGUGAUAUUCCUGUUUACAAUUCCUAUAGCAGGUUUUGCUAACAAUGAUUAUGUAAAUAUAUACCAUUCACCAUUCUCAAACUGAGACAUCUCAUAAUUUUUUGUGUUAUAAAUAUAUUAAAAAUGACGAUGGACCUGCGUGUACAAUGUAUGUUGAAUCAAGAUCUCAUAGCUGUUACUGUUUUAAAAUGAUGUUAUAUGUUAUAAAAGAGACAUCUGUUGAUAGCAACAACAAAUAUGUUUGCUUAAUUAUUGGUUGUGUAUAUAUAUAUUUAUAUAAUUGUGUAUUACCUAUAAUGGCUAAAAUAUCUGGAGUAAUAUUUGUUAGAUAAUUGCACAGGGUACAGAAUACUUGUACAGCCACUAAUUGCACAGGGUACAGAAUACUUGUACAGCCACUAAUUGCACAGGGUACAGAAUACUUGUACAGCCACUAAUUGCACAGGGUACAGAAUACUUCUACAGCCACUAAUUGCACAGGGUACAGAAUACUUGUACAGCCACUAAUUGCACAGGGUACAGAAUACUUCUACAGCCACUAAUUGCACAGGGUACAGAAUACUUGUACAGCCACUAAUUGCACAGGGUACAGAAUACUUGUACAGCCACUAAUUGCACAGGGUACAGAAUACUUGUACAGCCACUAAUUGCACAGGGUACAGAAUACUUAUACAGCCACUAAUUGCACAGGGUACAGAAUACUUCUACAGCCACUAAUUGCACAGGGUACAGAAUACUUGUACAGCCACUAAUUGCACAGGGUACAGAAUACUUGUACAGCCACUAAUUGCACAGGGUACAGAAUACUUGUACAGCCACUAAUUGCACAGGGUACAGAAUACUUGUACAGCCACUAAUUGCACAGGGUACAGAAUACUUGUACAGCCACUAAUUGCACAGGGUACAGAAUACUUGUACAGCCACUAAUUGCACAGGGUACAGAAUACUUGUACAGCCACUAAUUGCACAGGGUACAGAAUACUUCUACAGCCACUAAUUGGCUGGCUUGAAAAUGAUGAUUUGUUAGAUAAUUGCACAGGGUACAGAAUACUUCUACAGCCACUAAUUGGCUGGCUUGAAAAUGAUGAUUUGUUAGAUAAUUGCACAGGGUACAGAAUACUUCUACAGCCACUAAUUGGCUGGCUUGAAAAUGAUGAUUUGUUAGAUAAUUGCACAGGGUACAGAAUACUUCUACAGCCACUAAUUGGCUGGCUUGAAAAUGAUGAUGUUUCAUUGUUUGUUAGAUAAUUGCACAGGGUACAGAAUACUUCUACAGCCACUAAUUGGCUGGCUUGAAAAUGAUGAUUUGUUAGAUAAUUGCACAGGGUACAGAAUACUUCUACAGCCACUAAUUGGCUGGCUUGAAAAUGA